AUGGAUUAUUGUACAACAUUUAAACUAACCAAAUCCCAUUAUCAUCAUCAUCAUCAUUAUUAUUAUGAUUAUUUACCAAGAACAUAUUUAUCAUCAUUACCAUUACAAAAACGUUAUGAAUUAUUUGAACCAUUAGAUACUAAUUUAGUUAGAGCCAUGUUUAUUGGUCAUACAGAUCAUAUACCUAAUCAUCAAUACAAUAUGAAAACUAAUAAUAUCGAUGAUGAUAAUAAUAAUAUAGAUGAUAAUAUUUAUAAUCCAAGAAAUGAUCGGAAUAAUAAUAAUGAUCAUACUAAUACUAAUAAUAAUAAUAAGAAUGUAGAUGAAGAAUAUUAUACAAAUUCAAAAAAUCAUCUUGGAAGUCUCAUGAGAUAUGGAUGAAUGAAUGUAAAUGAAGAAGAAUGUAGAAGGAACAACAACAACAACAUAUAUAACUAUAUAUACGAAGAGUAAUUAGGCAUUCAACAAUGACACUUAUAAACAGAAUGAAACAAUUCAUUAUAAUCAAUUCAUUAUAAAGCUUAUUUAAUGUGACUAUGUAUAAUCUUAUUUUGAUUUAUAUACGUAUAUAUUUAU
Messenger RNA from Schistosoma curassoni, 576 nucleotides. Lineage: Eukaryota; Metazoa; Platyhelminthes; Trematoda; Strigeidida; Schistosomatidae. The record is from the annotation of a GenBank genome assembly.